AUGGCCAAGAAGAAGUCUACCGAAGGAGCUAUAGCACUCCAACCUUCAGCAGGUAAAAAGCUCACUUUCGACGAUUUCGACGACGAUACCAUCGAUCAAGUGAACGCCACUACAUCCUCACCAAGGAACCAGGAUAUACAAGAAGAGGGGAAAGACGGAGAGUGGACGGAUGAAGAUAGCGACGAUGAUGAUGCACCUGAAGCUGUAGGGAUGAGUAGGGCUAUGGAGGAGGAGAAGAGGAUUGCGGAGAGGGAAGCUGCGCUGAACGCAAACCGAAAAGCAGCUGCCAAAGCUCGUUCUCAAGCUAUCUCACAAGCUAAAGCUGAAUCGUCAACCAAAGGUAAAGGAAAGGGUAAGAAUGUACCUAAUCCCCCCAAGUCGAAGUCCCAGAAGAUACGUCAACCUAAAUCUGAUCCAGAGUCCGAAGAAGACAAUGAGGAUGAAGAUGAGGAGACAAAGAGAUUGAGAAGGAGAAUGGAAGCUGCUAUGGCUCAAGCGUCAAAUGAUGAUUCAGAAUUGGACGAAGAUGAUGAUGAAGAUGCGGACGACGACGAAGAAGAAGCAAGUGAGGAUGAGGGCGUGGAAGAGGAAGAAGAGGAUCAACAGUCGUUCCAUACCGACUCGGAGGAUGAAGAGGGUGAUCCAGAAGAAGGGAACGAAACGGAUGAUUCCGAAGAUUUGUCAACGGUCAAAAUAGAUGAAUCGUUAAAAGGGAAAUUCGCAGCUAUGCAAGCAAUGAUGGAGGCUGCUGAAUCUCGAGCCAAGGGCAGUACUAGCACAGGUGGUCCAAGUAAUGCCAAGAAAGCGGAGAAGAAGAGGAAAGUCAGUCAAGAGGACCCAGAGUCAUCCGAUUCCGCCUCGGAGUCGGGAAGUUCAGGUGAACCGCAAAAAGAGGAUGAUGAAACCCAAUGGGAUUUGAUACCUGGUGCACCAAAACCACUAUCUAAAGCUGUAUUAGCCCGAGCAGAGCAGCUGGAAAAAGCCAAAAAGGAGUACAAUCAAUUGAAAGUUGAGGAGUUGAAUAAGCAGAUUCAGGAGGCCGGGAAGAGAAGUAAAAAGAGGAGAAAGGUGAUCAAGGAGAAGACAGAGAAGAAAAUUUCUGAUAAAACCACCUUGCAAAUCUUACCGCCCACAUUCAACCCCUCCACCACAUCCUUACCGCCGCUCAUAGAUCCCCGUCGGAAGGUAUCGGCAAGACCUGCUGGAAAGGCAUCGAAGGAUAAAUUCAUGAAGAGGGCUAUGAAUAAUUCGGGCGUAGUUCCUGGUAGAGGUAUGGUGGACGGUAGAAGGAAGAUAGUGAUUUGA
Kwoniella botswanensis is the source of this 1305-nucleotide messenger RNA. RefSeq lists its product as uncharacterized. The record is from RefSeq and is a predicted model, not a curated record. NCBI's taxonomy places the organism in Eukaryota, Fungi, Basidiomycota, Tremellomycetes, Tremellales, Cryptococcaceae. The transcript has 3 exons. The coding region runs from base 1 to 1305 and encodes 434 amino acids.